CGCCGUCCCCGCCCGCAGAGCGGCAGCGCGGCCGGGCACGGCAACCUGCGCAACCCCGCCCGCUCCGCAGGUCCCCGCAGAGAUGGCGAGUGCAGAGCCCGGCCCCGAGGAUGCAGCUGAGGCCGAGGAGGCCGUGUACGAGGAGAUGCCCGGUGACAGGAUGGAGCUGAGCCAGCGCCUGGCCGUGGAGGAGCUCCUCAGCACCGAGGCCAGCUACGUGCACAACAUGCAGCUGUGCGUGCGUGACAUCCGGGCUCACCUCCAGGACAAGCAGCUGCCCGAGCUGGACCUGGAAGGACUCUUCUCCAACACCGACGACAUUCUCCAUGUGUCCCAGCGCUUUCUGAAGGGGCUGGAGGACACGCCUGGCCAGGGGCAGGAGCAGCUGCUCGGCAUCAGCACGCUGUUCCAGGAGUUCAAGGAAGAGAUGGAGGCUGUCUACAAGAUCUACUGUGCCAGCUACGACCAUGCCCUGCAGCUGGUGGAGAGCUACCGCAGGGACCCCCGGCUGCAGGAGGAGAUCCUGGACACCCUCAAUGCCACCGUGCCUCACACGGGCGCCUCAGACCUCAGCUUCUUCCUGGUGAUGCCCGUGCAGAGGGUCACCAAGUACCCUCUGCUGCUGGGGAAGAUCCUGGAGAACACCCCGAGCAGUGCCAGUGCCCACUCAGCCCUGGAGGCAGCGGCUCGUGCCAUGGCCCAGGUCAAUGCCAACAUCAACGAGUACAAGCGGCGCCGCGAAGUGGCAACCAAAUACACCAAGGCCGAGCACCUGACGCUGCGGGCGCGCCUGGCGCGGCUCAACACGCACUCCAUCGCCAAGAAAACCACGCGCCUCAGCCGGCUGCUCAUGCACGAGGCUGGCAUCGUGGCCAAGACUGAGGACAAGGAAUAUGACGACCUGGAAGAGAAGUUCCAGUGUGUGGCAUCCAGUGUGGCCACGCUGAAGGAGAACAUGGCAUCCUACCUGGGCCACCUAGAGGCGUUCCUGCUGCCCAGCCCGCACCUGUGUGAGCUGCAGAUGGAGCAGGGACCUGCCCAGCAGCACCGCCGGCUCUCCCAGCUCCUGCAGAGCGCCGUGUUCCCCGAGUUUAAGCAGCGUGUGGGCAGGCUGGUGUGGCAGCCCCUCUGCAGCCUCUCAGACAUGCUGGAGGGGCCCCAGCAGCUGGUCAAGAAGCGCCUGGACAAGCUGCUGGACUACGAGGAGAUCCAGGAGAGGAAGAGCGAGAUGGGCAGCGUGAGCUACGAUGAGGAGGCAGCCAUGAACACCUACCUGGCCAUCAAUGACCUGCUGGUGGCCGAGCUGCCCCAGUUCAACCAGGCGGCUGUGCAGCUCCUGGGGCAGAUCCUGCGCUCCUUCAGCGCCCUGCAGCUGGACUUGGCUGCCCAGGUCCUGCACCACGCAGAAAAGGAGCUGGAGCAGCUGCCCCAUGGGCACAUGGCCCUGCCCAGCUUCUGGAAGGUGGUGGAGGACAGCCUGCAGCAGUCGGGUGCCCAGCUCCGUGCCUUCUGCCAGGCCUUUGAGACCGUGGCACCCAGCCCUGGCACACAGGCUCUGACCCCAGCUGAGGAGAGGAAGGUCCUUUCCCUUGUGAGCAAGCACGGCCCAGACAAGCUCUACCAAGUGACCAGCAACACCAGUGGCAGCAGAGAGCUGGACCUGACCUUGCUCAGGGGACAGAUCGUGGCCCUGCUGCAAAGCUCCGACACCAAGGGCAACACCAGCAGGUGGCUGGUGGAUGCUGGAGGUCCCCGAGGGUUUGUCCCUGCUGCAAAGCUCCGGCCCUACAGCCCAGUGCAGGUGCAGCAGCCGCCUGUGAUGCAGCUGCUGGGCCUGGACGGUGACUCAGAGAGAAGGAGACAUUCCUGUGCAUCCCCUGAAGCUCCCAGGCCUCAGGUGGCCACCUUCACCCCAACAUUCCAGGUGGUUGCCGGCUUCUCCUUCGCAGCACGGAGCCCGCAGGAGCUGAGCCUGCAGGCGGGGCAGCCCGUGCUGCUGCUGGAGCCCCACGACAAGAAGGGCAGCGCGGAGUGGAGCCUGGUGGAGGCGAACGGCCAGAGGGGCUACGUGCCCUCCAGCUACCUGGUGACCGUGCCCGUGCAGGAGCCGGCGGGCUGGAGCCUGCCCGUGUGAGCGUGCCAGCCCCAGCUGGGCAAGGAUGGAGGGAGCCAGCCUGGCACUGAGGAAACCUCGCAGGAGAUGCUGGAGGGAGGCAGCCCCCGGCUGGGAAGGUGGUGGGAGGCACCCGAGGGACAGGGGCACGAGGUUGGCACUUGGGAGGCGCCUUUUGACAGCAGGUGUGAGGGUGCCAGGUGCUCUGUGCGUGUUGGCACAAAGCAAAGCAGCGCCGGGGAGUGAGGGCAGGUGGCUGCAGUUAUCCGGGGAUUUGCUGCAAUCCCAGUGAGUGACAAAUGUGUCCUGCGGAGAUGAGGUGGUGUCGUCCCUGCUUAGGGCAGGAUUGAGCAGCAGAGGAGCAGCACUGCAGAGGGGUCCUCAGCCAGGCAGGGGCACUGGGGCACCUGGGCACUGAGCACCUGGGCACUGGGGCACCUGAGUGCCUGAGAAUUUGGCUGCUUGGGUACCUGAGAAACUGGGCACCUGAGAAUUUGGCUAUCUGGUCACCUGAGUAUCUAAGAAACUGGGCACCUGGGCACCUGAGAAUUUGGCUACCUGGGCACCUGAGUGCCUGAGAAACUGGGCACCUGGGAAUUUUGCUCCCUGACCGCCUG
This is a messenger RNA of Melozone crissalis (California towhee), 2730 nucleotides long. RefSeq names its product Rho guanine nucleotide exchange factor 37 (gene ARHGEF37). Gene Ontology annotation, cellular component: cytoplasm. Gene Ontology annotation, molecular function: protein binding; guanyl-nucleotide exchange factor activity. The transcript has 13 exons. The record is from RefSeq and is a predicted model, not a curated record. The coding region runs from base 83 to 2134 and encodes 683 amino acids. Lineage: Eukaryota; Metazoa; Chordata; Aves; Passeriformes; Passerellidae.